Electrophorus electricus (electric eel) is the source of this 4826-nucleotide messenger RNA. RefSeq names its product mitochondrial adenyl nucleotide antiporter SLC25A24-like. Gene Ontology annotation, biological process: transmembrane transport. Gene Ontology annotation, molecular function: calcium ion binding. The record is from RefSeq and is a predicted model, not a curated record. NCBI's taxonomy places the organism in Eukaryota, Metazoa, Chordata, Actinopteri, Gymnotiformes, Gymnotidae.
UGCAUCACUUAGUUAAACGGUCGUACUGAAAUCCGGUUUUAUCAAUUUUAAUUUCUCAUUCUUUGCCCAAUGCAUUUUAGAAUUAUUGCUUUGCGUCAGAGCUUUGUAAAUUCAUACAAUACCCCCCUUAAACCUAAAAAGGCCUUGUACAAUCGCUGCAUCCAUUGCUAAAUCAACAGCGAGGAUGCAUCCGAUUCUCAGAGACUGCCGGGGCUGGGAUGCGGAGAGUAAGAAAAACUAUGAAGAACUGUUUAAAAAACUCGACACCAAUAAAGACGGGAAAGUUAACGUGGCGGAGCUUCGAGCAGGUCUCAUAGCCAUGGGUAUAUCCCUCCGUACCGGAGAAGCCCAGAGAAUAGUGGCUACUGGAGACAAAAACAGAGACGGCGCCCUGGACUUGAUCGAGUUCGCUCGGUACCUUAAAGAGCACGAAAAGAAACUGUGGCUCACCUUUAAAAGCCUGGACAAGAACGAGGACGGCCGCCUAGAUGCCUCGGAGAUUAAACAGUCCCUGGCUGAACUGGGAAUGGACAUAUCAACAGACGCAGCACAGAAGAUUCUGCAGAGCAUUGACAAUGAUGGCAUCAUGACUGUUGACUGGAACGAGUGGAGGGAUCACUUCCUGUUUAACCCUGCUACUGAUCUGGAAGAAAUCAUCCGAUACUGGAAGCACUCCUCGCAGCUGGACAUUGGUGACAAUCUUGCCAUUCCUGAUGAGUUCACGGUUGAGGAGAAGACCUCUGGGGGUUGGUGGAAACAGCUGGUUGCCGGGGCGACAGCAGGGGCAGUUUCUCGAACAGGCACCGCCCCUCUGGACAGAAUAAAAGUUUUUAUGCAGGUACAUUCUUCGAGGUCAAACCCAAUCAGUCUAGUCGGAGGCUUCAAACAGAUGCUGAAGGAAGGAGGAGUGAUGUCUCUGUGGAGGGGCAACGGACUCAACGUGCUCAAAAUUGCCCCGGAGACCGCUAUCAAAUUCAUGGCUUAUGAACAGUAUAAGAAGCGUUUUUCGUCAGAGGGGGAUAAAGUAGAGACAGCACAGAGAUUCAUGGCUGGCUCUUUAGCCGGAGCCACUGCACAAACCGCCAUCUACCCCAUGGAGGUUUUGAAGACCAGGUUGACUCUGAGAAGCACUGGCCAGUAUUCAGGAAUGGGGGACUGUGCCCGUUCAAUUUUGAAAAGGGAAGGCAUGAGAGCUUUCUAUAAAGGCUAUGUACCCAACAUGCUAGGCAUCAUCCCUUACGCCGGCAUCGAUCUCGCCGUCUAUGAGAGUCUGAAGAAUGCCUGGCUGUCCCAGUACGCCCGUGACACGGCCAACCCUGGCGUCCUGGUCCUGCUGUGCUGCGGGACUGUCUCCAGCACAUGCGGGCAGCUGGCCAGCUAUCCCCUGGCCUUGGUGCGCACGCGCAUGCAGGCGCAAGCAGCCCUGCACGCCUCGGAGCAUGUGUCCGUGCGCUCGGUGCUCCGAAGCAUCGUGGCGAAGGAGGGUUUCCUGGGCCUGUACCGGGGCAUCCUCCCGAACUCCAUGAAGGUCAUCCCAGCAGUGAGCAUCAGCUACGUCGUGUACGAGCACACGAAGGUGUGGCUGGGCAUCUAGAAGUGAUCGACGCUCCGAACACACACGAAGGGAAUACGGGAAGCCCGUCAAAGUAGACAGCAGAGAUCAUCACUGUUCCAAGAGGACUCAUCAAUACAGGCCACAGUAGAUGUACUGUCAUCAUUUUCAAAGAAAUAUUGCUAUUUAGCAUGCUGUUUCAGACCUGUUCGCUGUUGUAAGGCUUAGUGUGUCCAAAGCAACCAAUGAAUUAGAGUGCUGAAUUCAGCUUUUAAAACGCAUGCAGGUGCAUCUGGGCUGACAUCGAAGAUGAAGGAAACAGGCAGCUGUGUUCAGCCAUGGGGCAAACUUUAGCAGAUUUACACUCAAAGGUUUGUCAGAUAUUUUUACUGUGACCAGUGUUUUGCAUAUUUAAAUUUUUUGCCAUAGAAAUAGCAAUAGCAUAUGCUGAAACCUGCUGGAUUAUGCCUUAGGGCCUUAAGUUUUGUGAACUUGAUAUAUUUAGUUUUUAUAUAUUUUUUGAAAUUAUUUAUUUAUAAUACACUGCCCCAGAUCCCCAGAACGGUGGAGGUAACCAGGCAGAAAAUGAGAAUGAGAUUCACUUCCAGAUAUCAGCACCGCACUACUGCCCCCUUGAGCACAGUGCUGGAAUGGCUAGUAGAGCUAAAAUGCCAGGGCCAGUGGAUGAAGGCUACCGGUUAGUCUGUGUGCUCCAAGGAGACAAUCUAUGUAAUGGGCAACUGUAGGCAAAAAACCAACUCAGUGGUUAAAACGUUUUAUCUUGUAAUAAAGUAAUCUUGUCCUAAUGUUCAAGAUUUCUGAAAAAGACAAACAUCCAAACAUCCACAUUCAUAUGGACUCAAGAAAUGAAAGUGUGAAAGUAACAUGAGCGCAGGAAUGUCGUUCUGUUCCAUACUGUUAUAGAAUGUCCUAAGACCGCUGGUGACAGUGUGUUUGCUUCGUACUAUAUGUAGAAGCUACAAGUUCUUAAGUAAACGUGCACCUCAAAAAGCUCGCUAGCUAAAACUCAUCCAAGGGUCCUAGUUGGCAUGGUUUAACUAAUUGGCUUUGGGUACUAUGAGAAUGUCAUUAAACAUUCUGUCAUGGAAUGUCAUGGAAACAGAGCUGCCUUGUUUCUUAGAACACAGAGCAAGGUUGUUUUUGUCUGCAUUCUUUGUCAUGGUGUCGGGGAAUGUGAGUGUGUGUGUUACAUGUGCCACCAAUCCGAUACCAUGUAUCAGAGUCGGCUCGAUAUGAAACUAUGCACAGUUCAUGCACAGAGUUUAACUGUAAGGUUUUCUUCAUGUUAACAAUCAAAUCUAUUAUAUUCCAAUGCAGAUAUUCAUGCACUAGGUCACGUGUGAUGAUUCACAUUGCUGUCAUGUAGUUUUGAUAACCAAGUGUUGGGGAACAAGUUAUCUGCCUUCUUGCGAGAACAUUUAAAUGAGACAAAAUAGCAUCUUAGCUCUGUAUACCACCACAGGUCCGCAACCAACACUGAUUUAUUUAUUAAUCCUUUUUUUAUGUUUCCAGUUUCCAGACUCUUAAGAAAGUUCAGGGUUAGGGAACUGAGAACAAGCACCAGAAAAGUAAUAGAAACAGAGCGGACAAAAAUGACCAAACAAGUAAAGCAUUCUCCUCUAAAUUAAUCUAAGUUAAUUACUCUGUGGCUUUAGUAUUCAAAUCGCAUUAAAAAAAAAAAAAGCAGAAAACUGCCAGGUUCACCGUUAGCCUGCUGAGGUUUAAGGUGGACUGGAAAAAUGAAUAAGAAGGUGGAUAAUAAACUAAUUUAAGAUAGGUCUGCACUAUAUGGGCAGCUGUAUUGGGGCACCUACACACAACACCUACAGAAGCUUUUAUCACGUCCCAUUCUAAGUCCUUAGGCAUUCAUACAGAGUUGGUCCUUUUGGAGUUAUAAGAGAGUCCACUCUUCUGGGAAGGCUUUCUACAAGAUUUUGGAGUGUCUUUUUGAAUGUUUUGCCCAAUCAUCCAGAAGAGUAUUUGUGGGGACACUGAUGUUGGAUGAGGGGGCCUGGCUCACAAUCUCUGUUCUAGUUCAUCCCAGAGGUGUUCAAUGGAGUUGGCUCUGUCAGGGAUCUGUGUGGGCCAAGCACAGUUCUUCUUCACACCAAACAUAUCUUUAUGGACCUUGCUUUGUGCACUGCGGCUCAGUCAGGCUGGAACAGAAAAGAGCCUUCCCCACAGUGUUCCCACAAAGUUGGAAGCAUACAAUUGUUCAAAAUGUCUUUGGAAUGCUGAAGCAUUACAGUUUCCCUUCACCGACUAGACUCAUCCACCAGACUGCCAGAUAGAGAAGUUUGGUUCAUCACUCCACAGAACACAUUUCCACUGCUCCAGAGGCCAGUGGUGGCAUGCUUUAUACCACUGGAUUUGAUGAUUGGCAUUGUGCUUGGUUAUGUAAGGCUUGCAUGCAGCUGCUAGGCCAUGGAAACUUAUGCCAUGAUGCUCCCAGUGCAGUUUUUGUGCUGAUGUUAAUGACAGUGUAGGUUUGGAACUCAGUUCAGAGCCAGCAGAGUGUUGGUGAAAUUUACUCACUUCCUGGCUAAGUUGCUGUGGUUCCUAAACUUUUCCACUUUUCAGUAAUACCACUGACAGUUGAUCAUGGAAUAUCUAGGAGGGAUGAAAUUUCACAGACUGACUUGUUGAAAUGGUGGCAUCCUAUUACAGUACCCAACUCUUUAGAAAAACCCAUUACUUCACAGUUUGUAAAGGCAGACUGCAUGUCUUGUUGUGUGAUUUUAAGUUGAUGUGGAAUUAUAGUUUUAUCUGUAAUGAGGAAAAAAAUGCAGAUGAACUAUAGUGGACAUUUUAGGAGUUAGUGAGUGAGGCAAACGUUCGGAGCAGAGGAUGACCAAGGCAAUAAAUAUUACCUCACUAAGAGAGAUGCUGUGUGGCAUUAGGAAAAAAAAUGCUUUAGUCUUGUAAACAGUUUUUCUGUUUUUUAUAGUCUUGUUUAUAUUUAUCUGUUAUAUCUAGUCUGUAGAAAUAUGACCUAUGUAAUACACCUGCACAUAAAAUAUUCCCCAGCAAUCUAAGAUUCACCUAAACAACUGAACCACAGCUCCACAGUUUUUUUAUUAAAUAUAAUCAGAUCAGUGUCCAUGUCAGGCAACAUUCUAAUGCAAGAUAUCUAUAUCGGAUCAGUAUUGAUCCGAUAUCAAUACCUGUAUUGUGCCUGUUUCUUGCUUGUGUUUUUAUUUAUAAUCUACUGCACUGGAUAGAAGUAGAUGACAAAGCACUUUUGUAAAUUGCU